AUGCAGCUCAACAGAAAAACGAGUGCUGUAGACGUGUCCACCAGCACGGUAGAAAACGAUGACCACAGAAGGAAACUGAGGUCGAGCAGUCAUAGUAAAAAAAGCACGAGUUCGCCCCUACGUCACGACGCGAAUAAAAGCCGGGUGGUCAGUGCUGUGCUGAAGACGAAGAGCCGCUCAGAGAGGAAUCUCGUGGAAAACAUCGAAGACAUGGACCGCUCGUCGCCCAGCGGACAAAGCCAAAGCGACCACAGCGAACACGACUCCGACAUCCAGAAACCCAACACCAGACCCAAACCGCCUGAAUCCCUAAAAACGGGAAACGGGACCCAAAACCGAGUCGGGAUCGAAGCCAGACCCGCGAAGACGAACACCGUCCAGCAAGCAGUCACCUACUACCACUACCCUCGACCAGACCCUUCGCAGCCCUCUCCCCAGAACCACCUGGCGUCCCACCUGCUCGGCAUGGGGAACACUGACCUCGACGACGGCGUUCUAGCGCCCCCUGCUGGCUUCGCUGACACCGGAAGCGACUCGGAGGACAGUGAUAGCGGGCUCAGUGGCGUGAGCGGAGGACACCAGCGGACGAGUCCCUUGCAGCACGCUCAGUCCGAGGAUAAUAUCCUAGGGAACGAUCCUGAACAGGUUACGGAGGAGCAGUUCCGCAGUUGGGAGUAUCUUCUGGCCCGCAACGCCAAGCUCCUCUUCAUGCGUGAACUGGACACCCUGACCCGGUCGAAUUCACGCUGUAGUCCCCUUCCGACCGCGUCCGCUCCCGACCUGGUCACGGCGUCGACUGCGGAACCCGACGCGACCACUCACUUCCAGCGCAACCCCAUCCGCAAGUCCCGCUUGGGUCGAGGAACCUUCCGUCUCAUCCAGAGCAAAUUGAGUGCCACGACGAGUAAAUUUAGCACCUUGCAACGAUUUAGAAGCAACGCCUCCAAAAACGAGAGUAAUUUCCGCCGAUUUGGGAGCUUACAGAAUCUCAAGUACUAUCAACAGAACCGCCCGAGACCUCUCAUUACCCGUUAG
Molecule: messenger RNA, 1035 nt
Organism: Penaeus vannamei (Pacific white shrimp)
Lineage: Eukaryota; Metazoa; Arthropoda; Malacostraca; Decapoda; Penaeidae
Source: RefSeq, a predicted model, not a curated record